Messenger RNA from Orycteropus afer afer, 1662 nucleotides. It is a transcript of the gene TMEM178A, whose product is annotated as transmembrane protein 178A. The record is from RefSeq and is a predicted model, not a curated record. Gene Ontology annotation, biological process: negative regulation of osteoclast differentiation; regulation of cytosolic calcium ion concentration. Gene Ontology annotation, cellular component: endoplasmic reticulum membrane. Lineage: Eukaryota; Metazoa; Chordata; Mammalia; Tubulidentata; Orycteropodidae.
GGCGCGCGAGCCCACCGGCUGCUGCGGCGGGGCGGGAAGCCAUGGAGCCGCGGGCGCUUGUCACGGCUCUCAGCCUCGGCCUCAGCCUCUGCUCCCUGGGGCUUCUCGUCACGGCUAUCUUCACCGACCACUGGUACGAGACCGACCCCCGGCGCCACAAGGAGAGCUGCGAGCGCAGCCGAGCCGGCGCCGACCCUCCGGACCAGAAGAACCGCUUGAUGCCACUGUCGCACCUGCCGUUGCGGGAUUCGCCCCCCUUGGGGCGCCGGCUGCUCCCGGGCGGCCCCGGGCGCGCAGACCCCGAGUCCUGGCGCUCGCUGCUGGGGCUCGGCGGGCUGGACGCUGAGUGUGGCCGGCCGCUCUUUGCCACCUACUCCGGCCUCUGGAGGAAGUGCUACUUCCUGGGCAUCGACCGGGACAUCGACACCCUCAUCCUGAAAGGUAUUGCACAGAGAUGCACAGCCAUCAAGUACCACUUUUCUCAGCCAAUCCGCUUACGAAACAUUCCUUUCAAUUUGACCAAGACAAUACAGCAAGAUGAAUGGCAUCUGCUUCAUUUAAGAAGAAUCACUGCUGGUUUCCUGGGCAUGGCUGUAGCUGUGUUGCUCUGCGGCUGCAUCGUGGCCACGGUCAGUUUCUUCUGGGAGGAGAGCCUGACCCAGCAUGUGGCUGGGCUCCUCUUCCUCAUGACAGGCAUAUUUUGCACCAUUUCCCUCUGCACUUAUGCUGCCAGUAUCUCCUAUGAUUUGAACCGGCUCCCAAAGCUAAUUUAUAGCCUGCCUGAUGAUGUGGAACAUGGCUACAGCUGGUCCAUCUUUUGCGCCUGGUGCAGUUUAGGCUUUAUUGUGACAGCUGGAGGUCUCUGCAUCGCUUAUCCGUUUAUUAGCCGAACCAAGAUUGCACAUCUAAAGUCUGGCCGGGACUCCACGGUAUGACUGUCUGCCAGCACGUUCACUGCUCAGUGGCCAGGCCACAGUGCAGAAGACUUCUGAGGGGAGGGAGCCGGAGCUCAUGUCAGGAUCCCAAGCACAAAGUGAUCAAAACAUUCCAACCUGUUGCCUGCCAACCCUUCCUGGAUGACUGAUACAAAAUCAUGCAAAACCUCUCGACCUUUCUAAGGACAAGAAUACUGUGGAUUCAAGUGCUUUAAUGACUAUGAAGCUGUGACUGUGCGGAGUGGAGAGCAAUGCCAUGGAACAUUUCUAGGUUUAGAAAAGAGAAAACGGCAGUAGAAUACUUUGUAUGGUUUUCAUUUAUUUCAGAAAGUUUGUAUAUAACAAUCACCUGAGAGUCAUUCCGAUUUGCAAAAUGAUUUAUAACAAAGCAAGUAUAAUUUUCUUGUCUUUGUACCAUGCCUGUUUAAUUUUAAUGCCGCAUCUUCAGAAUUUGUCUUGAUGGUGUUUUCUUGCGUCAGCACCAAAUACUUGUACAUUAUUUGUGGCUGUUCCUUGUCACAGGAAGAUUCUUCUUCUGUUGCCUUAUUAUUAUUUUUAAUUGAAGUCUCUUCUCUGUCUUUGUACUGGACUCAAAGUCACAAGUUAAACAGGUCAACUGUGUAUAAGAGCUAUUCUGUGACACUAUGCAGUAUUGUUUGAAGUUUUGUCUGUCGUUCCACUUCUGUGUCUUUAACUAGAUUUCUGCAUUAAAUGACUGCCUCCUUGU